Messenger RNA from Drosophila mauritiana, 1473 nucleotides. RefSeq lists its product as uncharacterized. Lineage: Eukaryota; Metazoa; Arthropoda; Insecta; Diptera; Drosophilidae. The transcript has 5 exons. Bases 843 to 1127 code for a protein of 94 amino acids. The record is from RefSeq and is a predicted model, not a curated record.
GGAAAAGAUGCCGCCGGAAUUCUGAGCGGCACGGAAUUCUACGCUUCCGGCCGAGAACGAGCGUAUUGUGAGCACAUAAUUAUGAUUCAGAUUAUGCAUAAUGCCACUCUUAAUCACUGAAGCGAACGUAACGCGUAAAUUGUCAUUUAAAUCAAACGAAUAUCCAGCGAAUUUCACGGUCAAGUGGAAGUGCCAGCCAGCCAGCCGGAAGAAAUUGCCAAAUGCCGCGCUGCGAGCCAAGUUGCUAUGAUGUUUUCACCUGCAAUCAAGUCAAGGUGCUGCCAGCUUUCCAAUUACAUAUGCUAGAUACACGAUUUGCAUAAGCAUCGCCAGCUGAUCGACCCGUUUUGUGCACCCAAACCCAAAACUGGUUACCGGAACCAAGCCGAUGAAUAUUGAUUCGCUAGAAAGUUGAAUUCGCUGCCGCGCCACUGCAAUUUGCCCAUUAACAUCAACAUUAACCGAUGCCAACGAUUCCCUUGCAGAGAACAAACAUCACGUGGCCGGGGGUGAAUGCAAAAGCCAAUAGCACGUAGCCCCACCAGCGGAGUCAUAAACAAGAAAAACUCACUCAAAUCGCCCGCCAAACACACAAAACAAAAGCCACUCAAAACAAACGCACGGCUGCGCCGUCGACGGCGGCAGAGAUCGGGCCAUGCUUUAUAUAAAAUCAACUGAGCAUAUCUGUUGGAAUUCAUUAAACGUUUUACCGCACAGGCCGACGUACAGCGGUUCGAGAUCCGAGAUCCCAAAUCCAAAAUCCGAAAUCCAAAAGCCCGAGCGCCCCACCGUCUUCUCACUCACACGCACACACUGCCGCGCAGCUCAAUCAGCCAGCAAAUAUGAAAUUCUUAGUCACCAUCGCCACCCUCUGCCUCCUUGUGGCCUUCGCCGCGGGCCAGCAAUACUUUCUGGGCCAGUUCCCCAGCAGGACUCGCUUUGGAUUCGAUCCCGUGGCGCUAGCGGGACCCUCAUCGGCCACACAGGUUCGGGAUCCUCGACAGAACAGGGGACCCGUGGUCUUCCCCCCAUCCCCUCCAGACGCAGUGGACGAGUCCAGCGGCGUGGUCGUGGGCGCCUCCGGAUACGGCUUUGUGCCGCCCCAGCAAAGAAAACUCUCUGGUUAAAGUUACAAAUCUUCUGCACACCGAAUACCAAAUCUUCCCCACCCCACAACACAAUACAACACAACACCACACACCGAUUACCAGUAAUUAACCCAAAGCACUCGAAAGCACCACAAUCACACACUUUGCACACCAGCACCGGAAACGGAAAUGCGUCCCUCUUAGCUAAUUGCAGCCACCCACAAGUAAAAAUACCCACUAACGCGGCACCCCCACUUCCCUUCCCUUCCUAUCCCCACACCCCUUAAUGUAAAGUUAACAUUACUUAGUUUAAUUAGCUUGAAAACGCUAUUGAGUUAUUUUCCACCUUAUUGUUUCGUUUUGUAUUUUAAUUUUUAUUAUGAUU